Molecule: messenger RNA, 2482 nt
Organism: Pungitius pungitius (ninespine stickleback)
Lineage: Eukaryota; Metazoa; Chordata; Actinopteri; Perciformes; Gasterosteidae
Gene: spata7
Product: spermatogenesis associated 7
Exons: 12
Coding region: 213-2015 (600 amino acids)
Biological process (GO): microtubule cytoskeleton organization; protein localization to photoreceptor outer segment; photoreceptor cell maintenance
Cellular component (GO): axoneme; ciliary basal body; photoreceptor distal connecting cilium
Source: RefSeq, a predicted model, not a curated record
GCAAGAGCGUGAUGACGACAGCAUUCAUAGCAACCAGCAUGGCGACGGAGAAGCUUUGCUCCGCCGCCCAUCUGUUCAUAAGCUAGUUUUAGGCUGUUACCUUUACGUUACUCCAUUCUCUUUCAACUUAAACAUGUUUACAGUUACACACACGGUUGUUUCUGGAUCGAUUCAAGAUCUCCCGUUGCUGCUAAAGAAUAUUUUUGUGGAAAAUGGGGUACGAUGAGGAUAAUAAUACCAUGGAAUCGAGAAUAGGGAGUGUAUCAUCUGGAUCGGGGUGCAGCCUUGGUGGGAAAGGACAGAAUUUAAAAACCAGCCCUUUCUGCACUCGCUCCUCCAGCAAAUUGACGCAGUCCCUCGUUAGAGACCACAUGGUGUCUCAUUACAAAAAGGUUUACUCAGCUAAAGCUGCCAUCGAUGCCUCAGUACCCAAAAGCUUGAUACACAGUGUAAAGUACAAUGACCAGAUCAGACAGGAGCGUUUGAGGAAAGGUGGUCGUCCUCAGUCGGCCCAUUCUCUCUCACAGAGGAAUAGCAGAGCCUCCUGCUCUUCGGCCCAGAGUAGAUUAUCUGUGCAAUAUGAUGACAGCCCCUACCUCUGCUCAAGGAGUUCCACGGUUUCCAGCCCAAGGUUCCUCUCCUCCUUUAAUGCCAAGGACAUAGUUUAUCCAUCGUUUAAAGUUGGCUCUCAGAACCAGUCUCAUCACGUUCGCCCAGCAUCAGAAAGGAAAUACCGCAGCCCCGAGGCAACUUCGCACAGAAAGCAGUCAGUGUGUUCACUGGGAGCUUCAGGAGAUCAGAGUUACAAGACUUUCCAAGACCCUGUCCAGAAAACGUACAGUGGAGAUUUGCUCCACAAACAUUCACAGCACUUUACCCAUGACAAACCUUUUACCCCCAAGACCCUGAAAUCAGAAAAGAGUUCGUACCUUUCGCAAUAUCGCUACUACAGAGCCCCAAGGCGUAAACCCACUCAGGACAGCACCAACUCGAGAUUGAUGCGACAGGAAACCUAUCAUGGAAGCACUACAACCAUACAGGACAUUCUUGAGCCAUCUCAGGGAUUUAAUACAGAGCAUGAGUUGUCUGAAUAUGAGUUCAAUGGCACAUAUUUGUCUGCAUCUAGUCAACGGAAUAAAGCAAACAGGAGCACAGAACUUGAUGUAUAUGCCUCUUCGUCCAGGUUCUCACCAGAGGGCGAGAAAUCCCCCUUUAUGAAGACCGUAUCUGCAGAGGAAGAAGAACUAAUGUACCUUGAAUUCAUUUCUGCUGUAACUGAGGACAUAUUGUCCAGGGAGCACAUCUCUGACAGGUUCCUGGACCGGGUGAUAGAUCGGCAUAUUGACAUGAAUCGGCAUCAGCUUGAUGUGGGUAAAAUGCGCCACCUUUUGGAAAUACUGCGUAAAGAUUUUGAAGAGCCAACCAACACACCCACCUCCAGUACUGAGUUUGAAAAAACGGAGAAUGCUCUUUUUGAUUCAUUCCGACCAAUUCUGGAAUCCGGGGGGAAACAAUUGAAGACCAAAAAGGACAGUAAAUUGUUCCAAUAUAGUUCCAUAAUUGAAUACUGUGAUUCACCAGACUUUGCUGUUCCCCUAUCGGUGUCUACACCUUUGUUCUCUCCUGAAACAAUUUCUGCCUCGCCAUUUAAAGUGGAUGAAGAGGAAAGAGUAGAUGAUCAUGAUCAUGAGAAGAGCAUCGGCACUCUUUGGCUCAGGGAGAAGCUUCCUGGCAAUAUAGGAAUUGGUGAAAACAACCAUCAGAAUCAAGAUGGCACAACUGAGACAAACGAAGGCGUCAACCAUGAAAACAACACUGUGACCAGUCAAGAAGGAAUUCAUCAAGAGCAAGCAGGCGUCAGUCAGGAUGGACAAUCUGAAGAGCUUGAAGAGCUGGGGAGGAGUUUGUCACUGUCUCUUCACGUGUCCAGCAAUGAACACUCCAACAAUGUGGAGACGCCCCCUGACCAACAUCCAGAUACAGUUGCCUCUGCCAGUGAUGAGGAUGAAUUUUGAGCUUUUCUGUACUCCGAGAUUGAAAGUCCUUUAGUGAGUUUUUUCUUUUUUUUAGAGAGAAUAGUAUUGAAAGUUGAACGGGUAGGUUAGUGAAGAGGAUUUAACACAAGCUGUGUUUUCCAUGUUGUAAAAUCCCCACCAAUAUGGAGUUAGUUCUAAUGCUCUGCAUAUUUUCCAAAUUGAUUAGUAUGAUUCUAAAGUUUGCAAAGGAUAGUCCAUAGUGCUACACUGAUGUGAGUGACAUGGUGGAAAUAGUGUUAUCCUUUAGUUUGAGCGAUUUCAGAAAGUAUGCAGAGUUCAUCUUAAGUAUGAUGCAGCUGCCAUUUACAUUUCCAGAUUUAUAGAUGAAAAUACUUUAGCUUGCAUUUUUCAGUUUGUUUGACAUAUGCCUCUGAGAUCAAGCGACUAGGAGUUAACUGUCACCAGAAAGUGUCUUUACAAUUGCAAUAAAAGUUAUAUUCUUUGAC